Molecule: messenger RNA, 1518 nt
Organism: Cladophialophora immunda
Lineage: Eukaryota; Fungi; Ascomycota; Eurotiomycetes; Chaetothyriales; Herpotrichiellaceae
Exons: 1
Coding region: 69-1208 (379 amino acids)
Biological process (GO): carbohydrate metabolic process; peptide modification
Cellular component (GO): plasma membrane
Source: RefSeq, a predicted model, not a curated record
GUUCACACUCCCCAACAUCAUUUCAGGAGCCACAAUCCGCCGACUGGAGGGAUCACUCCCUUGGUGAAAUGAUGGGCUCGUCCGGCCGACACUUUCCCAAUGACCAACCGCCAUCCCUCCGCGCCGACGCCCACGUCGAACUCCUGGCCUCCCUGACGCGCAUCAACACCUACAACCCUCCCGUCCAGACCUGUUCGACCGGGUGGACAUUCCACGGCCUCUACUCCGGUCCUACGUCGGUGGCUUACCUGUUCUUUCGCCUCUCCCGGCUAUACCCCGACCUCAGCUUCAAAGGCCAGUCACUGCUGGACUGGGCACAGGCCUACCUGGACCUGGGCCAGUCGCGGCGCCGCGAGACCGUGGACGCCGACCAUUGUGGGAUCGCAAACGAGGCGCUCGCCCAGCUCGCCGUCCGGGCAGCGAUGGAACAGGACCCGAGUCUCGUCCAGGAACUCUGUGCCUACGAACCCGUCGUCAACGGCGCGGGCACCGGAUCGGACGAGUGGCUGUACGGCCGGUCGGGCUAUCUUUACCACCUGCGCCUGGCGCAGUCGGGCUUCGAGACCGGCUCCCGCGCGAGGGAACUGGUCGAGGCCACCGUCCGGAAGACGGUCCAGCGCGUCCUGGCCUCGAAGCAGCCGUGGACGUGGCACGGCAAGGCGUAUCUGGGCGCCGCGCACGGCACGUUCGGCAUCCUGUGCCAACUCGUCCUGUCCUCCCCCUAUUGCGCCCCGACCGUGGAAGGCCUUCUGUCCUCGCUUCUCGACACGCAACUCCCCAGCGGCAACUUCCCGUCUUCCCUCCCUCCAGGGUCCGAUAAACUGGUACAGUUCUGCCACGGCGGGCCUGGUGCCAUAUUGGCGCUGAGGUCUCUGCGUCCACAUUUCCCAAACCUGCAGGGCAAGAUCGACUCCGCGAUCAAAGCUGCGCAGAGGGACACUUGGGAGAGGGGGCUGCUCACCAAACAGCCUUGCUUGUGUCACGGCGUCGCUGGCAAUGCCUUGGCCCUGGACGACGACGCCGAGUUCCAGCAUUUCCUGGCGUGCAUGUCCUCCGACGCCCUCGAGCGCAUCGGGUGGUUGAAGGAGGCAGGGCGGGACGACCAGUUCGUCGCGCUGUACACAGGGGAAGCAGGGAGAGCGUGGGCUUGGGCCGUUGCGGACAAGGAAUUGCAUGAGAAGACUUGCAUUGGCUUCAACGACCUAUGACUCUAGUGACACCAGGCGCAACGGUGUGGGAACUAGAUAGCGCUUGGGGGGUGAACUGCUCCUGGUCCUGAACUACCUCUCCAGGAUCACAACGGCGCCCCAAUAUUCAGGAAUUUGACACCUCAGCAUCCCCAUACGGCAUAUCCACCACCUUCCCAUCCUUGAUGUACACCUCCUCCCAGCCGAUGGUCCACUCCAUCGAACUCCAGUCAAACAACUUCUCCUCGUCCGGCGCGAUCACCUCGGCGUAGUACGGGUCCUCGCGCGCCUUCUGGAAGCACGACACGUCGGGCAUGAGGAACUCGCCGAC